GUCCCCACAAUCUACUAGCAGGAUAUCAGGGAUCAGUUCAAAUCAUGGCACAUUUUAUCCCCUCCCAUAUUGCCUCCCUUCAUCGCGCAAGCGGCGCUGAAAUUAACAAAGUGAAACUAGAUUCACAUUAUUAUGAGAAGCCUCUGCACAGGCCAGACGAGCCUCAAAUACCGAAGCCCCAGUUAUUUCAACCGUUAGCAUCGCCAAAUAAUAAUCGAAAUGAUCUCCCCACCAUCAGCGAAUGUGCUGCCCACCUCGAGCUUCUUGAAGUGUUCCACACUCUCCGGGAAAGAGUCCUGCAAUCCACAGAGCUGGACAACAGCUUUGGCAUCAAACCUAACAUAAAAACGGUCUACCGCAAGCGAUAUUCGUCUGCAAAACGCAAAUAUGAGUCUUAUACAGUCAGCAUCAAGGACAACACGUUCCAAACAAGGAGAAAACAAAAAUGGCCCUACUUCCUAGAGCUUGCAGUCGGCCGAUUCGUCCAAUGGAUCAAGAUUAUUGACGGAAUAUCUUUAUCCAGUACCAGCACAGAAAGUGCCGACUCACCGUUAGGGUUGGGGCUAUUACCGCCCGUCGACGUCCUUAUGGUGUGGCAUGCUUUCUUACUGAAUCCCAAUGACUUUAACUUCUACUGUGUUAAGCACCGGUUGCAACGGAUGCGCGAAGCUUCCCUUCCAUGGUUACAGAUUCACGAAGCUAUAAAUUCGCGGAACUGGUCAUACAGCCUCCCAAAGGCUCACGGAGAUUGGCUACAAGAAAAUACACAAGUUGCGCCCGAUCUCUUCCAAGAGCUCGUUGAAAUCGGCAAAAAGCCCAGUGGCAAAUAUAUCCUUUCUGAGUACAGGUCUGAGUCGAAGGGGAGGAUUCCUUUGUCCCAAUUCAUCCGUGAUCUUUGGGGGGUAUCUCGGAGUCAGAUUUCUUUCGCUCAAAUAGUUGAAGUCACCAGGUCCGAAGCUCGCAAGAAUAGUCCCUUAGUCGAAAAUGUCGAGCGGCAAUUGAAGUUUGCAGAGAAGAUGCACGCUCAUCUUUGGAUCCGCAGCCCUGCAGUUGAAGGGACAAUCCGUCGUGCUAUUGACCGCUAUGAAAAGUUCCUUCAGUUGUUUCGCGAUUAUCCCGACAGGACGAUGGUCCCUACGCUAGAUGUUGAUCUGGCAUGGCAUACUCAUUUAUGCAGCCCGGAGCAGUACCGGGCAAGCCUGCUCCAACGGACUGGCAGAAUGGUUAACCAUGAUGAUAAGUUGGGGAAGUCUUUCUUGCAUCGCCGGUUUGACAAAACGCAUGACCUAUUCAGUGUGGUCUUUGGACAGCAAUAUCACGUCUGUCUUUGCUGGGACUGUGAAGCCAUUUCAUCUGCAAUGGAAGCUUUUGCAACCAAGGAUGAUGUGGAUAUUGUGGACGAUUUUGAACUUGAGGCUGAUGAUUUUGUGCAGAGGGUGGAGGAGGAUGUGCAUUAUCAUAGAGCCGUUGAGAUUGCAAGACGGAAGGGCAUUACCCUUCCAGUGCGUUGAUGCGUGUAAUACAUUCAGUCAUUGGUGGUGGUACAA
Molecule: messenger RNA, 1547 nt
Organism: Aspergillus alliaceus
Lineage: Eukaryota; Fungi; Ascomycota; Eurotiomycetes; Eurotiales; Aspergillaceae
Exons: 3
Coding region: 45-1511 (488 amino acids)
Source: RefSeq, a predicted model, not a curated record